AUGUCAGGAGGUUUAGACGUAUUGUCUCUCAAGGAGGAUGAUGUUACUAAAAUGUUGGCCGCGUAUACGCAUUUAGGUGCUGAAAAUGUCAACUUCCAAAUGGAACAGUAUGUGUAUAAGAAGAAGAGCGAUGGAAUCAGCAUUAUCAAUCUGCGUCACACAUGGGAGAAAUUACUAUUAGCAGCACGUGCCAUUGUUGCUAUUGAGCAUCCCAGUGAAGUGUUUGUCAUCAGUUGCCGUCAAACUGGGCAAAGAGCUGUUCUGAAAUUUGCACAACACACUGGAGCUACUCCAAUCGCUGGACGUUUCACUCCUGGUGCUUUCACUAACCAAAUUCAGUCUGCUUUUCGCGAACCACGUCUGCUGAUCGUUACUGAUCCGUCUACCGAUCAUCAACCAAUCACAGAAGCCAGUUACGUAAAUAUUCCGGUAAUUGCCUUCUGUAACACCGACUCGCCUCUUCGUUUCGUUGAUAUUGCAAUUCCAUGUAAUACAAAAAGUCUUCAUUGCGUUGGCCUCAUGUGGUGGUUGUUGGCGAGAGAGGUACUAAGAUUAAGAGGAUCUAUUGCUCGGGAAACCAAGUGGGACGUCGUUGUUGAUUUGUUCUUCUACAGAGAUCCAGAGGAGGCUGAGAAAGAAGAGCAAGCAGCUAAAGAAAUUGCACCAGCCAAAGAUUUUGCUGGAACAGUUGAAGUUGCUGCCACUGCUGAGCCCGGAUGGGUCAACGAAGUUGACACGAGUGCGGUUGCUCCUGAAAAUUGGGCGGAUGACGUAGCAACGCCAACUGCAGCUGCUAUUCCUACUGCAGGAGCUGCGCAAGCAUUCCAAGCCAGUGGAGACUGGGCUGCUCAGGUAAGAAUGAAUUCUUCCAUUUUCAUUAUCAAGCUAAAUUUAAAUAUUACUAUUUAUCAUAUCUUUUAUUUUAGACUUCGGAAGAAUGGUCCACUACGACGCAAUCUGCAGCAGGACAAAGUUGGGGCGGUGCAACAACAGAGAAG
Heterotrigona itama is the source of this 998-nucleotide messenger RNA. The record is from the annotation of a GenBank genome assembly. Lineage: Eukaryota; Metazoa; Arthropoda; Insecta; Hymenoptera; Apidae.